Molecule: messenger RNA, 4863 nt
Organism: Melospiza melodia melodia
Lineage: Eukaryota; Metazoa; Chordata; Aves; Passeriformes; Passerellidae
Exons: 42
Coding region: 1-4863 (1620 amino acids)
Biological process (GO): regulation of cell population proliferation
Source: RefSeq, a predicted model, not a curated record
AUGAAUUCAAUCAGGCAGAUUUGGACUGCAGUCCUUCUAGGACUCGUCCUGACUCCAGCCCUUGCUGAUUAUUCUCAGCAGGCGGGCAAUAACUGCCAGGUCUCUGUUGGUGGUGUUUUCCAAAAUCUGACUCUCAGCAGUCUGACACGUGUGGUGGUUAUUGAACAAAGGAGCAACCAGUUCUCAUGGAAAACCGUCUGGAACUACAACACGGGUAUCAUUGCAACCAAAUUGGUGCAACAGAACACCUGCUACAUUUCUGUCAUGAACAGAAAUGAGAUGCCCAGCUUUGAGAAUCUGGCCCACAUGGCUUCACAGAAUGGGAACCAGAUGGGUCUUGGAAGACCUAGCAAGAAGAUCACCUUUGUCACCAAUGGACUGGUAACAAACCUCAGCUCCUAUGGAAUAGAAAUCUCAGCUAUGUGCAGUGGACUCACCACAUACAUGGCUACUGAAGUUCACAGAUCCCAGGUCAAUCUGGGAUCAUGCAUUACCCUGGAUGUUCUGAGAAUUGUGGAGCUGGAUUACUGCGGUGGCAAUGGCAACUGGAAUGGCAAUAUCCCGGUCAUCAUUGGUGGCAACUCCCAAAUUGUGACCAUCAACAGGCAAUGGCGUGUGGCAAUCAUUGAGCAAAGGAGCUUCACUGGGUCCUGGAAAACCGUCUGGAACUACAACACGGGCAUCAUUGCAACCAAAGUCACUCAGCAGAAUGCCUGCUACAUUUCCAUCAUGAACAGAAAUGAGAUGCCCAGCUUCAAUAAUCUGGUGCACCUGGCAGAAGAGAGCAAGAACCAGUUUGGUCUUGGAAGACCUACCAAGAAGAUCACCUUUGUCACCAAUGGAUUGGUCAGCAACCUCAGGUCCUAUGGAUCAGAUGUCUUCUCUAUGUGCACUGGACUCACCACCUACAUGACUUAUGAAGUUCAUGGAGUCCAAGUCAAUCUGGGAUCAUAUUUUACCCUGGAUGUCCUUGGAGUCGUGGAUCUGAAAUACUGCACAGGCAAUGGCAAUGGACAGGGCAGCCAAACACAUGUCGUCAUCAUUGGUGGCCAGUCCCAAAUUGUGACCAUCAACAGGCAAUGGCGUGUGGCAAUCAUUGAACAAACGAGCUUCAGUGGGUCCUGGAAAACCAUCUGGAACUACAACACGGGCGUCAUUGCAACCAAAGUCACUCAGCAGAACGCCUGCUACAUUUCCAUCAUGAACAGAAAUGAGAUGCCCAGCUUCAAUAAUCUGGCCCGCCUGGCAGAAGAGAGCAAGAACCAGUUUGGUCUUGGAAGACCUACCAAGAAGAUCACCUUUGUCACCAAUGGAUUGGUCAGCAACCUCAGGUCUUAUGGAUCCGAUGUCUUCUCUAUGUGCAGUGGACUCACCACCUAUAUGACUUAUGAAGUUCAUGGAGUCCAAGUCAAUCUGGGAUCCUGCAUUACCCUGGAUGUCCUUGGAGUCGUGGAUCUGAAAUACUGCACAGGCAAUGGCAAUGGACAGGGCAGCCAAACACAUGUCGUCAUCAUUGGUGGCCAGACCCAAAUUGUGACCAUCAACAGGCAAUGGCGUGUGGCAAUCAUUGAACAAACGAGUUUCAGUGGGUCCUGGAAAACCAUCUGGAACUACAACACAGGCGUCAUUGCAACUAAAGUCACUCAGCAGAAUGCCUGCUACAUUUCCAUCAUGAACAGAAAUGAGAUGCCCAGCUUCAAUAAUCUGGCCCGCCUGGCAGAAGAGAGCAAGAACCAGUUUGGUCUUGGAAGACCUACCAAGAAGAUCACCUUUGUCACCAAUGGAUUGGUCAGCAACCUCAGGUCCUAUGGAUCAGAUGUCUUCUCUAUGUGCAGUGGACUCACCACCUACAUGACUUACGAAGUUCACGGAGUCCAAGUCAGUCUGGGAUCCUGCAUUACCCUGGAUGUCCUUGGAGUCGUGGAUCUGAAAUACUGCACAGGCAAUGGCAAUGGACAGGGCAGCCAAACACAUGUUGUCAUCAUUGGUGGCCAGACCCAAAUUGUGACCAUCAACAGGCAAUGGCGUGUGGCAAUCAUUGAACAAACGAGCAUCAGUGGGUCCUGGAAAACCAUCUGGAACUACAACACGGGCGUCAUUGCAACUAAAGUCACUCAACAGAACGCCUGCUACAUUUCCAUCAUGAACAGAAAUGAGAUGCCCAGCUUCAAUAAUCUGGUGCACCUGGCAGAAGAGAGCAAGAACCAGUUUGGUCAUGGAAGACCUACUAAGAAGAUCACCUUUGUCACCAAUGGAUUGGUCAGCAACCUCAGGUCCUAUGGAUCAGAUGUCUUCUCUAUGUGCAGUGGACUCACCACCUACAUGACUUAUGAAGUUCACGGAGUCCAAGUCAAUCUGGGAUCAUGCAUUACCCUGGAUGUCCUUGGAGUCGUGGAUCUGAAAUACUGCACAGGCAAUGGCAAUGGACAGGGCAGCCAAACACAUGUUGUCAUCAUUGGUGGCCAGACCCAAAUUGUGACCAUCAACAGGCAAUGGCGUGUGGCAAUCAUUGAACAAACGAGCUUCAGUGGGUCCUGGAAAACCAUCUGGAACUACAACACGGGCGUCGUUGCAACCAAAGUCACUCAGCAGAACGCCUGCUACAUUUCCAUCAUGAACAGAAAUGAGAUGCCCAGCUUCAAUAAUCUGGUGCACCUGGCAGAAGAGAGCAAGAACCAGUUUGGUCAUGGAAGACCUACUAAGAAGAUCACCUUUGUCACCAAUGGAUUGGUCAGCAACCUCAGGUCCUAUGGAUCAGAUGUCUUCUCUAUGUGCACUGGACUCACCACCUACAUGACUUAUGAAGUUCACGGACACCAAGUCAAUCUGGGAGCAUGCAUUACCCUCAAUGUCCUGAGAGUCGUGGAUCUGAAAUACUGCACUGGAAAUGGCAAUGAUCAGCAGAUUCCCGGUGGCGAGGGCAACUCACACCUCGUCAUCUUUGGUGGCCAGUCCCAGAUUGUGACCAUCAACAGGCAAUGGCGUGUGGCCAUCAUUGAGAAAAAGGCUGGCAUUGGGUCCUGGAAAACCAUCUGGAACUACAACACGGGCAUCAUUGUAACCAAAGUCACUCAGCAGAACGCCUGCUACAUUUCCACCAUGAACAGAAAUGAGAUGCCCCUCUUUGAUAACCUGGCUCACCUGGCACAAGAGAGCAAGAACCAGUUUGGUCUUGGAAGACCUACCAAGAAGAUCACCUUUGUCACCAAUGGAUUGGUCAGCAACCUCAGGUCCUAUGGAUCAGAUGUCUUCUCUAUGUGCAGUGGACUCACCACCUACAUGACUUAUGAAGUUCACGGAGUCCAAGUCAAUCUGGGAUCCUGCAUUACCCUUGAUGUCCUGAGAGUCGUGGAUCUGAAAUACUGCACAGGAAAUGGCAAUGAUCAGUCUCAGCAGAUUCCUGGUGGCAUCUUCAAUAACACCCAAGGCAACAUCUUCAACAACACUCAAGUCAUCAUUGGUGGCAACUCCCAAAUUGUGACCAUCAACAGGCAGUGGCGUGUGGCAAUCAUUGAGCAAAGGAGCUUCAGCGGGUCCUGGAAAACCAUCUGGAACUACAACACGGGCAUCAUUGUAACCAAAGUCACUCAGCAGAACGCCUGCUACAUUUCCACCAUGAACAGAAAUGAGAUGCCUCGCUUUGACAACCUGGCUCACCUGGCAGAAUUGAGCAAGAACCAGUUUGGUCUUGGAAGACCUACCAAGAAGAUCACCUUUGUCACCAAUGGAUUGGUCAGCAACCUCAGGUCCUAUGGAUCAGAUGUCUUCUCUAUGUGCACUGGACUCACCACCUACAUGACUUACGAAGUUCAUGGAGUCCAAGUCAAUCUGGGAUCCUGCAUUACCCUCGAUGUCCUGAGAAUCGUGGAUCUGAAAUACUGCACUGGCAAUGGCAAUGAUCAGGGCAGCCAAACACAUGUCGUUAUCAUUGGUGGCCAGUCCCAAAUUGUGACCAUCAACAGGCAAUGGCGUGUGGCAAUCAUUGAACAAACGAGCAUCAGUGGGUCCUGGAAAACCAUCUGGAACUACAACACGGGUGUCAUUGUAACCAAAGUCACUCAGCAGAACGCCUGCUACAUUUCCACCAUGAACAGAAAUGAGAUGCCUCGCUUUGAUAACCUGGCUCACCUGGCAGAAGAGAGCAAGAAUCAUAUUGGUUUCGGAAGACCUACCAAGAAGAUCACCUUUGUUGCCAGUGCAUUGGUGAACAACCUGAGGUCUUAUGGAUCAGAUGUCUUCUCUAUGUGCAGUGGACUCACCACCUACAUGGCAUAUGAAGUUCAUGGACCCCAGGUGAAUCUGGGAUCAUGCAUUACCCUGGAUGUUUUGCAAGUUGUGGACCUGCAGUACUGCAGUGGUAAUUUCCAUGGCAAUGGACAGUCUCAGCAGAUUCCAGGUCACAACUGCCAUUUCUCUGGUUCCUGUGUUUUCCAAAACAUGACCCUCAGCAGUCAAACCCAUGAGGUGAUUUUCCAGCAAAGGAGCGAGCAGUUCUCCUGGAAAACCAUCUGGAACUACAACACGGGCAUCAUUGCAACCAAACUGGUGCAAGAGAGAACGUGCUACAUUUCCACCAUGAACAGGAGUGAGAUGCCCACCUUUGAUGCUCUCGUCAGGUUUGCUGCAGACAACAAGAACCAGGUUGGCCUGGGAAGACCUACCAGGAAGAUCACCUUUGUCACCAAUGGAUUGGUCAGCAACCUCAACUCCUAUGGAGCAGAUGUCUUUGCUAUGUGCAGUGGACUCACCACCUACAUGGCUUAUGAAGUUCACGGACCUCAACUGAACCAGGGAUCAUGUAUCUCUCUUGAUGUCCUCAAACUUGUGGAUCUGAAUUAUUGUGGUGGAAAUAUCAAGGCCUGA